AUGUUUCUCUCUGUUCAUGACAACUAUAUUAUUCGACCCACAUCUAUCGAGAUGUUUAUUCACUUUUUUUUUCUUUCGAAACUGUUUUGCUCUCGUUUUUCGUUCUUCAAUUCCAUUGUUCCAUUAUGUUCUCUUUCUUCAUCUUGGCGAUUUUCUCUUUCGUGUUAUCCUGUUCCUGAUUGUUUUUUUUUUUCUUAUAUUUCGCUUUUUGGGUUUUUUGAUACGUCCGUUUUCUCAGAAUACUUUCAUUCUGUUUAUUUCCAACCUUUUUAUAUAUGCACCUUUUUAUUUAUAUUCUUCUUCUUUACACAAAUUCCUCUUUCUUUCAUUUUUCAAUUUAAAUCAACUUUCAAAUUUUCUUCUUUCUUACUUAUUUUCCUUCAUUUUUCAAACCUAUUCCUGUACUUCUUUCUUGUCUUCUCUCUUUCUUUCAGUCACCCAUUCCCCCACCUCUCCCUCUCUCUCUCAUUCUGUCUCGGCAACUUUUUUUCCCCUUUUUUUCUCAUAGCAAAUCGAUUGUUGAUUCUUUCUUUCUUUUUUCUCUUCUGCAUCUUUCUCUUUUUUUUAUCAUUUCCUCCUGAAUUUCAUUUCUUCCUUCAGUUUGUUUUUUGUUUAAUUUCUUCUAAUCCUCUUUUCUUCCUAACUUUCUUCCUUUUUUUUCCUUUCCUUUUUUUUCUUUCCAGCUUGCAUUCUCGAACUUCAUUCUUUGUUUCUAGCUCGGCAUCCCUGUGUUUUUUCUGUCAUUUUUUUCUUUCUUUCUUUCAUCUUUCUUUUUUUUUUUGGCAUUCUUUCUUGUUCUACUUCUCAGUUGCUUUUAUGUUAUUCAUGUUCUCUUUUUUUAGUUUGCCUUCUCGAUCUUCUUCCUUUUCCUUUCUUUCUUUCUUUCUUUCUUUCUUUCUUUCUUUCUUUCUUUUCUUUCUUUCUUUAUUCUUCGUUUCUACCUCAAUUUCUCAGUGUUUUUAUGUCAUUCUAGUUCUUUUCCCGAGUUUGCCUUCUCGAUCUUUCUUUUAUCUUUUUCUUUCAUUCUUUCUUUCUUUCUUUCUUUCUUUCUUUCUUUCUUUCUUUCUUCAGUAUUCUCCUACCUUUUGCCUUUUUUUUUCCAGAAUUUCUUUUCUUUCUGCCUCUUUCUUAUUUUCCUUUCCAUUUCUCUCGUUUUUUUUUUCCCAGCAUUUUCCUUCUCCUCUAUCUGUUCAUAUCUAUCUAUUAUCUAUCUAUCUAUCUAUCUAUCUAUCUGCCUGA
Acanthosepion pharaonis is the source of this 1239-nucleotide messenger RNA. The record is from the annotation of a GenBank genome assembly. Lineage: Eukaryota; Metazoa; Mollusca; Cephalopoda; Sepiida; Sepiidae.